GCAGUCACUUGCUCUCUGCCCGUCCUGUAACUCAGCCGCGGCGCGUUCUUCCUCACCGGCCGGUGAGAUCAACAGAUCACUCUUACACAACUUCCAAUUCCUCCACAGGUUGUGAGGGACAUGAGCCAUGCUUCUUAUCUCACAGUUUGCAAGGCUUUGAAUUUUGGAGCGAGACCGCUGCGAAGAUCAUCAUAUUUUCCUUUCAACUUUCCCCAAAAGGCUUUUUUUAGGCGGAUUCAGAUGGCAGAUAGUAGUCAUGAUUGUAGCCUAAGAAGUAGCAAGGAGGAUUCAAGAGGUGCGUUGGUUGUUUUGGAAGGCUUGGAUCGUUGCGGGAAGACAACACAGUCUAGUAGACUAGUUAAACACUUGGAGAGUUUAGGGUAUUCAGCUGAAUUAUGGAGGUAUCCUGACAGGACUACAAGUGUUGGGCAAAUGAUUUCUUCUUAUCUUUCAAACAAAUCGCAACUGGAUGAUCGUACUAUCCAUCUUCUUUUUAGUGCCAACCGGUGGGAGAAGAGAUCAUUGAUGGAAAGUAAAUUGAAAAGUGGAACCACUCUUGUCAUUGACCGGUAUUCUUAUUCUGGGGUGGCAUUCUCAUCUGCCAAAGGACUGGACAUUGAAUGGUGUAAGGCUCCUGAGAUUGGGUUGUUGGCCCCAGAUGUUGUUCUGUACCUUGACAUACCACCUGAGAAAGCUGCGGAAAGAGGGGGAUAUGGAGGUGAGAGAUAUGAGCAGCUUGAAUUUCAGAAGAAAGUUGGCCAAAGAUACAAGGACCUCCACAGUGCCAAUUGGAAGAUCAUAGAUGCGUGUUCAACCAUGGAGGAUGUUGAGAAACAGUUGCGAGAGAUAGUAUUGGGUUAUGUAAAGACAUGCCAGGAAGGAAAACCCCUCUCAUGUCUCUGGUCUUGCUAGAAUUCUUUUUAUUGCUCUUUUCUAAUCAAUAUUUUCAUCUCUGGCUAUUUAAAGAGACUAGUGGUCUUCAAUUUACAAUUUUUUAUUUUCAUUUUUGGUUCUCUUGAUGGUUUAUGUAUCGUCUGCUUGACAAUAAUGAAUGAACAUGAUAACAUUAUGUAACUUGGCAACUCUGCAAUACGCUGUCAUAUGAUUUCACACGUAUUUGGC
Molecule: messenger RNA, 1122 nt
Organism: Fragaria vesca subsp. vesca
Lineage: Eukaryota; Viridiplantae; Streptophyta; Magnoliopsida; Rosales; Rosaceae
Product: thymidylate kinase-like
Exons: 7
Coding region: 121-912 (263 amino acids)
Biological process (GO): dTTP biosynthetic process; dTDP biosynthetic process; dUDP biosynthetic process
Cellular component (GO): mitochondrion; nucleus; cytoplasm
Molecular function (GO): ATP binding; dTMP kinase activity
Source: RefSeq, a predicted model, not a curated record